UUUCCGGACUCCCCCGCGGUUCCAUUUGAUUCCUGUUGCGUUUCGUCCCAGAAUUUACAUCAGAUGAUCUUCAGUAUCUCGCUGACAGACAUCAGAGUCCGUGAAAGUUGCGUUACGUGAGUGGAUGGAUUCGGCAAGGUGCAACAGUGCUCUGUCCGUAGCCAUUUGGGCUCAAGCCAUUCUGCCUGGCUCAAAGGUUCGUCUGUCUUGCAUCUCCGAGAGGCUCGCUUGUUACUGAACCAUGCUGCUGGCCGUCUGGAUGUCCAUGGCAUGCGCUGAAGCAUUGUUCCUUCAUUAUCAUGCCCACGCCUCUGGAACGAGGCCACGUGCCGAGGUCGAAAGCAGGUCAUUGGAAUAUGCAGCUUUCAGUGAUCCGGAGCCUCAUGAUUCUUCUUUAAAAUAUUAUGAUCAAUGAUGACCCAAUGAAUGAAUAGUCUUCCUCUGUCAAAUCUUCUGAUCAAUAAUCAAUGAUCUUGAUGACCCAAUGAUUUGUUUGAUCAAAUCUGAGGCUGAAGAGUCUUUCAUAAUAACAAGUUCUUCAAACCCUUUACCUCGCCUCGCACCUUUGAGCGACGCUCACUUCAAUGUCCCCUUCUACGCGUAUGACGAGGUGGAUUGGAUGUCCACAAACAUGCACAUCGCGUUGAUUGGGAGACGCCCGCUCCUUUUGAGCAGUACAUGUGGCUUUUUCAGCAGUGGAUUUGAUGAUCUUGUCGGAUCGCCAGAGACGCAGCAAUUGCAUCUCCACGGGUCGCUCGCGCUUGGUUCUUUGUAUUUUCCGCCAACCCCAAGUCACCGACGGAUGUUUGAUCCGCUGUUUUGUCACGGUGCCUCUCCCGAGCACGUGCGUACGUAAGUAUGUAUGUAUAUAAUAUCAACAAAUAGAAGGCCCCAAGGCUGACAGUCUCCACAAGCGUUGGAAAUCGCAUGGCCGGAGCGGACGCCAGUGAGAGCGAUACGGACCGAGAUGUUCGCGCAUUCUUGCCAUUUGUCGCACGUAAUUUGGAGAGACUAUAUAUUUUCCUUGCUUUAGGUGCUGCCACUUCGUCAGCCAGACUGCAGCUGCUGCAUCGCGCCUUGCCUUUGCGGGAAAUUAGCCUGACGAGGGACCCAACCAUAUACA
Molecule: messenger RNA, 1123 nt
Organism: Prorocentrum cordatum
Lineage: Eukaryota; Dinophyceae; Prorocentrales; Prorocentraceae
Source: the annotation of a GenBank genome assembly